GCACACUUUGUUACGGGAAUUCCUCCUAUUCUGAACCCUAUUUGUCAAUUUCCAAGCAGCUCUUUCACUUGUGCAUUCUCCUUGCUUCUCUUUCUCCAACUUGCUUCGCCGUUGGGGAGCCGCGAAGUGGCGCUCCUCAAUCGGCCGACGAGUGUGCAGUGCUCCGCGAAAACAACGACAGAGCUGUGGCUCGUGUCCCUUUUAGGGCACUGAGGAAAGAACAAAAUGAAACUAAUUGCAUCGACAAAUCUCUACUCUAUACGGUAUGAUCCGAAAGCGCUUAUACCUCCCAUCGCAAAACGGUAUCUAGGGGCACCCUUUCAUCCACUUCGACCCAAAGUUGCCCAUAUGUGCGAUAUCAGAGAUCAAAAUACAUUAUGGUGGAGAGUUGCAAUAUACCCCUUGCAGCCGUAUCGCCGCGUGGUUCGUUCGUGGAGUGCUAGGAGAACUCGUCUUGCGUUUGAGCAGGCUUUGGAGGCGCGAGGGUUUGAUCGGGAAGGCCGGAGGAUAUUGGACAAUGCUCGGGGUUCAGGGAAGACUAAGAUGGGCGGGAAUCUGACGGGGUCGUUCGAGAUUCUCGUUCGUGAGGCAACCAUCAAAGAACAGUAUCCCACGAUUCAGAGAGAGAUGAGUUCGGCCCUUGAUGCCUUGCUACGAGCAAAAAGACAGCAGAAUAGGCCUAGCGGCGAUUCGAAUAGCCACAAGAAGCGAGAACGCGUAGACGCUGGAGUCGCUGUGCUCCUGACCCAGGACAACCGCCUCAUCGAAUUCCCCUCCGUCCUCCUACCCAACAACAUCGCCUCUGGCAGCAUCGUCGACAUUACAGUAGCGCGCAAUCAUGCCGCUGAAGCCACCAGCGCAUCCGACUUCCAGUCUCUUCAGAAACGUAUUUUGAACACCUAUGGUAUCAAAACCCCGUCGCCGCCCAUCCUCCGCCUCCGAAAUGCCACGCAGACAUCGCUGGUCCUGGAAUGGGAUCCUAUCGAUCUGGCAACAGCGUCGCUCAAGUCACUGUCUCUCUACCGCAAUGGCUCUAAAGCUGGCUCGAUACCAAGACCCACCGAGACUCGGAGUACUAAGAUCAGCGGACUUGCUAUUCAUACCGAAUACACCUUCCACCUGGUGCUGCGCACGACUGCCGGUACUUACCAGUCGGAGAAGUUGACUUGUCGGACACACAAGAUGACGGAUCUGUCUGGAAUCACGGUCACACCGGGCAUCCUCCCCCCGCAGCAGAAGGAGGCACUCGCAACCGCACUGGACCGCAUCGGAGGCAAGCUGAUCGAUACCGUUCGCAUCGACACAACCCACUUUGUCUGCACGGAAGGACGAGGCCCGCUGUGGCAGAAGGCAGUGGAGAUGAACAUUCCCGUAGUGCUGCCGGAGUGGGUCGAUGCCUGUGAGGCGGAGGGCACGAUUGUGAGUGUCCGGGGCUACUACCUGAAUGCGGACCCCAAGACCCGGCAGCUAGGACCGAUUCACGGAUCGUCGCAGCACCAACAUAAUGCCUCCACAGCUUCGAUAGCAACAACUGCCCAGACCCAGGCUCCAUCCCAGAACCAGACGCAGACCAACCUUCAGACUCUGCCUUCGCGCGAACGUGACCAGUCUACCACAAGUGAACAGCCAGUGACUCCUUUCCCGGGACAGCCCAUGAAUGGUCAACCCAAGGCAGAGGAGGAAGAGGAGUCAGAAAACGAGCAAUCGCCGCCCCCUCCCCCUCCCAAGGACGACGCUCCAAAGGAAGACGCCCCAGAGAAAGAAGAACCGAAGGAAGAAUCCCCGGGGCCUAGCAGCCAGCCCGAAAAAAACGGUGAAUCUGAGCCGUCAGAGACCGCAUCUCCAGACGAGAAGGAAGAACUUAAGAAGGAAGAACAACCCGAGCAGAACGGAGCCGCGAAGGAACCGGAAAACGCUUCGCCAGAGGAUAAAUCCAAAAAUGAAGAGCCUGCCGCCGAUGGAGAGAAGAAGCUCAAGGGGAAACAAAGCGAGGGAGAUUUCAACGAAGUUCCCCUUUAGGUUUUAAUGAUGGAUGAUGGCUACUGAGUAGACGGAGUGUGUCCGAUUGCUUUCUUAUUUCCCUUUUUAUUUUUUAUACUUCCUUUCUUCCUAUGAAUGGCUUAUGUUGUUUGGCGUCUUAUGACUUUUUAUAUCCGGUAGUAUAGUGUGUCAUGGGCCUUCCUACUUAAUCCAUAGAAUGACUGUCGAGUGGCAACCAUUCCGGGAUGUUUUUCUCCUCUGUUGCUUUUAUGUGUUCGAUGGUAUGUGUACAGUAGUUACAUGGUAUAGGAUUGUCAGCAUUUUACUUCAGAUGCUGACGUUCUGAAGCUUCAAUACAACUUUU
Molecule: messenger RNA, 2344 nt
Organism: Aspergillus glaucus CBS 516.65
Lineage: Eukaryota; Fungi; Ascomycota; Eurotiomycetes; Eurotiales; Aspergillaceae
Product: putative chitin biosynthesis protein (Chs5)
Exons: 3
Coding region: 226-2019 (597 amino acids)
Biological process (GO): Golgi to plasma membrane transport; conjugation with cellular fusion
Cellular component (GO): exomer complex; trans-Golgi network
Molecular function (GO): protein dimerization activity
Source: RefSeq, a predicted model, not a curated record